Molecule: messenger RNA, 999 nt
Organism: Salvia miltiorrhiza (redroot sage)
Lineage: Eukaryota; Viridiplantae; Streptophyta; Magnoliopsida; Lamiales; Lamiaceae
Product: glutaredoxin-C13-like
Exons: 1
Coding region: 378-698 (106 amino acids)
Cellular component (GO): nucleus; cytoplasm
Source: RefSeq, a predicted model, not a curated record
AAAUCGUAAGUAUAUAUUAAAUUUGUUAUAAUUAAACAAGAAAAAAGAACAAAACUAAUUAUAUCCUCAAUCGAGCUGUAGCAUAAACAAGAUGACAAAGUUCGAAUUAAUUAAUUAUAUGUAUUAAUAUCGUUAGAAUAUAUAGAAGACGAAACACAUUAGAGAGAAUCCAGAAUCGAAGCGUCAAACUAGCUAGUGUUGUAAAGCCAACCAACUUUUGAAUGUUCUAGUUUGGAAUCUUAGCUGCUGCUGCUGCUGCUGGUCUUCAUUUAUAAAUAGAGGCGUAACACCAGUCCAUUUGAGGCAAGGUUUGUAACCUACUCCUCCCCACAAUUUCGCAGGAAGAAAACUUAAAAAGACAUCAAGAAAGAAGAAAAAUGGAGAAGAUAGGGAAAGUGGCGUCGGAGAAUGGGGUGGUGAUCUUCAGCAAGAGCACGUGCUGCUUGUGCUACGCGGUGCAGAUCCUGUUCCGGGAUCUCGGGGUGCAGCCACUGGUGCACGAGAUCGACCACGACCCGGAGGGGAAGGACAUCGAGAAGGCGCUCAUGAGGAUGGGCUGCAGCGGGCCCGUGCCCGCCGUCUACAUCGGCGGCAAGCUCGUCGGCUCCACCAACGAGGUCAUGUCGCUCCACCUCAGCGGCUCCCUCGUCCAGCUCCUCAGGCCUUACCAGCAAACCAACUUAUCAUCCCAUGAUUAAUUUAUAAUUAAUUAUUUCCCACUUAAUUAAAUUAUAUUAGGGUUUCUCGAUCUCUAUGUAUUUGUAUAGCUAGUUGUGGUAAGAUUUAAGAAUAAGAGUUGGUGCGCGCCUUGCUAGCUGGAUAUAUGACUUAAUGUAGUCAUAAUAUAUACUCCAUUUAAUGGUGUGAUUAGGCCUAGCUAGCUAUAGCUUUCCAUUUAGUUCAUUAGCUAUGAUCGCUAUUAUUUUAGUUUCAAGGAAUAUUAAUUGUUGUUCUCUUUGCUUUUUGCAUAUUAAUUAAAUCAAGAUUAAUGUUGAUUAA